This is a messenger RNA of Oncorhynchus keta (chum salmon), 1844 nucleotides long. Its product is annotated as class I histocompatibility antigen, F10 alpha chain-like. NCBI's taxonomy places the organism in Eukaryota, Metazoa, Chordata, Actinopteri, Salmoniformes, Salmonidae. The record is from RefSeq and is a predicted model, not a curated record. Gene Ontology annotation, biological process: immune response. Gene Ontology annotation, cellular component: external side of plasma membrane. The transcript has 11 exons. The coding region runs from base 124 to 1398 and encodes 424 amino acids.
GAGUUUCCUUGUUAGAAAAAUCUAAGAGCGCGCAGUCAUAGCACUGUGGGGGAAUCUGAAUUUGACACAGAAUUUAAGAUAUGUAUAUAUUUUAGGGUAAUUUACAAUAAGUGAGGAUUCAAAAUGUAUUUUGUUGUAGUUUUGCUCUUGUUUGGAACACUUUCAACGGUGAACAGUGAGACAUUGUCGCUGAGCUACAUCUACACGGCCCUCUCAAAGCCAGUUGAAUUGCCUGGUAUCCAUGAGUUCACUGCCAUGGGCCUGAUGAAUAACAGACAGAUCGAUUACUAUGACAGUGUGGAUAAAAAGAAGAUUCCCAAACAGGACUGGAUGAGGGAGAAGCUGCCAGCAGACUACUGGGAAAAAGGCACUCAGUCACGCAAGAGCAAGGAGCAGUGGUUCAAAGUCAAUGUCGACAUCCUGAUGAACCGAAUGAGGCACAACAACACUGAUGUCCAUAUCCUUCAGUGGAGGCAUGGCUGUGAGAUUGACAAACAGCCAGACGGCACAUUGAAAUUCAUAAAGGGCACUGACCAAUACAGCUACGAUGGUGAUGACUUCCUGGCCUUUGACGAUGCCACUAUGCAGUGGGUGGCACCAGUUGAUCAAGCUCUGCCGACUAAGAGGAAGUGGGACGGGGUGCAGAUCCUCAACCAGUACACCAAGGGCUACCUGGAGAAGGAGUGUGUGGACUGGCUGUCCAAAUUCAUGGCAUAUGAGGACAAAGAGGCUAAUAAGCACUCACCUCCAAAGGUCUAUGCAUUUGCUAAAAAAGCCAAAAUUGCAGGACUUAUUCGACUGACCUGCAUGGCCACAGGUUUCUAUCCCAAAGAUGUACUAAUGCAUAUUAAGAAGAAUGGCGUCCAAUUGACCAAACAAGAUGGAGUGCAGUCUGACGGAGUAUUACCCAAUGAUGAAGAGAGCUACCAGAUCAGGAUGAGUGUGCAGAUUCCAGAGGCAGACAAGGAAACUUAUGAAUGCUUUGUCAACCAUAGAACGUUGAAGGAGCCAAUUGUGGUCAAAUGGGAUGGAAAAUGCUGUGAUUGUAGCCAAGGCACAGUUGCUGUCAUUGUUGCUGUUGUUGUUGCGGUGGUCCUCCUGUUAGCCGUGGUUACCUCACUUUUGGUUCUUUGGAGGAUAGGCACAAUAUGUGCUGGUCAAACAGGAGCUCUAAUGCCUACUGGGAAUCAGGCACCUCUGAAUGUGACAAAAGAUUGUGCUAGCAGCACUUCCUCUGACUCUGGUCAAGGCAGCAAUGAACGUCUAGAGAGGGAGACAAUGCUGACAAAUGGAGUGACAACAGAUGGCGCUAGCAGCACUUCCUCUGACUCAGGUCAAGGCAGCAAUGAACGUCUAGAGAGUGAGGUAAUGCUGACAAAUGAAGCCACUGGGGAGUGACUGACAACGCAUUCAAAUCCAGCAAAGAACGUGUGAUUUUGUUUUGUUAAUCAGCAAAUAUUGUCAAUCUAGAUGUGGUCAUUCCCAUAUGCAUUGAUCAUUUUGAUCAGGUUGGCUUGGAUAUGAAAUACUUAUUCAUUAACAUUUUGAUGUUUUGAAUAUCGUAGUGGAAUUCUUUGUUUGAUUAAAAUGUACCAAAUUAUUUUUCAACAAAUGGAUUGACCAUUUUAAUUUAUUGGUAUUGGAACCAUUAGUCUAUUUGUAUUGCACAGUAGAUUCAAAUGAUUGAUUAUUUUAAACUAGAAACCAAUCUUUGCACGCACAGAAACACACACAGAAACACAUACACACACACACACACACUGAACUGCUUUUUAAAUAGGUUUGGUUUUUUAUGGAAAGUAUAAUGAAUAAAUAAUUAAUAAAGGACUGCUUUGAUGAACCAA